Molecule: messenger RNA, 3246 nt
Organism: Rhizoctonia solani
Lineage: Eukaryota; Fungi; Basidiomycota; Agaricomycetes; Cantharellales; Ceratobasidiaceae
Product: Retrotransposable element Tf2 protein
Exons: 2
Coding region: 1-3246 (1081 amino acids)
Molecular function (GO): nucleic acid binding; zinc ion binding
Source: RefSeq, a predicted model, not a curated record
AUGGAACCAGAGCCGUCCCCUACCGCUCUCCUUGAGGCUAUCACAGCCCUCACAGCAACAGUUGGGUCCCUACAGGACCAAAUCUGCGCCCAAAGCCAACAAAUCACUGAGCUUAGGGCCAUAUGUAAGGAAACAGCGGACCUCCUUGGGGACAAGGAUCAAGGAGCCCCCCAAACCAAGCCUGGCCCAUUGACUGGGCCUGUCACUCCCCCUACCCACACAGGGGGAGAAGCCCACACUCCAGGCACGGUUAGGCCUGGGCUCAAGGCCCCAUUCAGGCCAUCAAGAGGAACAGGAUUCAAUUCCAAGGAAGAUGAAGAACCAAGGCGCCCCAAAAAGGAGCCUCAAGGAACGCCUAGAAGGCACCUUGGGUCCCUUACCCCCUUUGAUGCUGGGUCCAGCGUAAAGAGACCCAAGAUGGACCUCCCUGACCCUUACAAGGGAGACACCAGGGGCCGCAAAGCCACCCAAUGGCUGGAUAGAAUGAUGCUCUGGGUAGCCCUCCACUGGGACCAAUUCAAUGAGGAGGAACAAAUGGUUGUGUGGAUCCUUUACCACAUGACCAAUAAAGCCGCAGACUGGGCGCUCCCCAUUAUUGGGGCAAUCAUCAAGGGCAAAGGGAACCCUCCUACCACCAUCCAGGCCCUAAUGGGCAGAUUCAAGGAGGCGUUUGCUGACCCAGAUGCCAAGAGGGCUGCUGCCAGGAAAAUUGCGGCACUCUCCCAAACCACCACAACCUCCAAGUACGUCAUGGAGUUCCGCAACCUCAUGGCGGAAUUAGACUGGAACAAGGAGGCCUAUAUUGCGCAGUUCACGCAAGGCCUCCACUGGAAAGUAAAGGAAUUGCUAUCAACCAAAGAUAGCGUUCCUGACAAACUCAAAGCAAUUUUUGCGGCUUCCAUAAAAAUUGACAACAUUUGCCGCAAAAAUGAGGAGAACCGCCCAAAGAAGGUACCAGCCAAGUCCCUGGUCACCGCAACCACCACCUCCACUACCACCACUCAGCGGGUCCGACUAUCAGAGGACCCCAAUUAUGUUACCCCGGAGGAAAGGGACCGCCGCCGCGCGUCUGGCCUUUGUGUCAAGUGCGGUCAAAAAGGGCAUGGUAUCAAACAAUGCCCAAACGGUUGGAAGGCCACCAUCAAGGAGGAUGCCAAGCCCCUGGCCAACCCAAGCGUGCAUGUAUCAGAAUGUGAAUUUGUAUCUGUGGCUCUUGAUUCUAAUAAAAAGCCCCUACUAUUUAUUGAUUUACAACUGCACAAGUUCCCAACGGAAAAAUUAAAAACCCUAGUAGAUUCAGGAGCCACCUCCAACUUCAUCUCCCCCACCAUUGUUGAAAAACUUAAAAUCCCAAAAACCCUGCUCAAAAAUCCACAAGUAGUGAGAAUGUUAGAUGGUACCCUUUCCCAGACUGGUUGCAUUUGGCACCAGGUUAACCUCACGGUUUUGGCCAAUGGCCAUACCCAUACCAUUCCCUUCCUUGUCUGUCCCAUUGGGAACACACCUGCCAUACUUGGCAUGACAUGGCUUACUCAGGAGUCACCCUUGAUUGAUUGGUCUCUAGGCACGGUUACCUUCCCAGAACAAGUUCUGAUUGCAUCCGAAGAAGAGGCAGACCCUAAUCCCUUAGCCAAUCUCCCGGAGCAGUACCAUGAAUUUGCUAAGGUCUUUGGCAAAGAAGAAUUUAAGGUCCUCCCUCCACAUAGGGAGUAUGAUAUAGCCAUAGAUCUUGUUCCGGAUGCCAAACUAUCCCCAGGCCCCCUAUAUGGCAUGACUGAUGCAGAGUCCAAGGCGCUCAAGCAACACAUUGACAAAGAACUAGCAACGGGCAAGAUCUGCCCCAGCACUUCUUCUACUGGCGCCCCAGUCAUGUUUGUAAAAAAGGCAGAUGGAUCCCUUAGACUGGUUGUGGACUACCAAAAACUCAAUGAUGUCACUCACAAGAACGUAUACCCACUCCCAAGACAGGAUGAUCUGAUGGCAAAGUUGAGACAUGCCAAGAUAUUCACAAAACUUGACCUACAAUGGGGUUACAACAACGUCAGAAUCAAGGAAGGGGAUGAAUGGAAGACGGCUUUCAGGACUAAAUACGGGCUGUUUGAAUAUCUAGUAAUGCCUUUUGGCCUUACCAACGCCCCAGCCGCCUUCCAGCAUUUCAUGAACAACCUGUUCAGAGACCUCAUUGAUGUCACAGUGGUCAUUUAUUUGGACAACAUACUGAUCUUCUCCAAGAAGCCUGAGGACCACCCUUCCCAUGUCAGGGAAGUCCUUUCACGGUUGAUGAAGAACCAGUUGUUUUGCAAACUCUCCAAAUGCCACUUCCAUGUCACUACAGUAGACUACCUAGGGAUUGUCAUCUCCCCAGCGGGCUUCUCAAUGGAUCAAAAAAAGAUAGAAGCCGUCACCUCCUGGCCCACGCCCAAAACAGUCAAACAAGUUCAGGCCUUCCUUGGUUUUGUCAACUACCUCCGUCGCUUCAUUCCCAGCUUCAGUUCCAUGGCACGCCCCCUCCACAAUCUCACACGAAAGGAAACCCCCUGGUCAUGGGGUAACCUCAAAGAAGUAGCAUUCCAGGAACUGAAAUCCCUUGUCACCCAAUCCCCGGUCCUGGUCCAUUCCAACCCUGAACUCCCAUAUUACCUGGAAACAGAUGCAUCAGGGGUAGCCAUGGGAGCAAUCCUUAGUCAAAGAGGGGAAGAUAACCGCUUGCACCCCAUAGCUUACAUGUCUAAAUCCUUCUCUGGCGCCGAGGCUAAUUAUGACACCCAUGACAAGGAGCUCUUAGCUAUAAUCAAGGCACUAGAGGAAUGGCAAAUUUUCCUAGAGGCAACAGACAGACCAAUCCAGGUUUUUACAGAUCACAGAAACCUGGAGUAUUGGAUGCAGGCACAAACGUUCAACAGAAGGCACGCGCGUUGGAGAAUUUUCCUGAGCGACUUUAACUUUGAGAUCCAUUAUCAACCAGGGAAACAGUCAGGGAAACCAGACGCAUUAUCAAGACGCUCAGAUUAUGUCAACCAUCCCUCGGAACCAGAAGUCAUGCUCCCAGAAGAGGUCUUUGUCAAUACGUCAGAAGAGGAACUUGAAAUUGUCAUGGAGAUCCGGAAGAAGUUAAGGGAGGACCCUUCCCUAGAAUCCAUCAUCCAGUUCCUAACAGAGGAUGCAGAUAAUGCACCCCCUCAAUUUGGAAGGCCUAUUGGGAUUAUGACUGGGAAGAGGAUCUACUCUGGUACCAAGGAAAACUAG